Messenger RNA from Cynocephalus volans (Philippine flying lemur), 2826 nucleotides. It is a transcript of the gene REPS2, whose product is annotated as RALBP1 associated Eps domain containing 2. Lineage: Eukaryota; Metazoa; Chordata; Mammalia; Dermoptera; Cynocephalidae. Gene Ontology annotation, molecular function: molecular adaptor activity; protein binding; calcium ion binding. Gene Ontology annotation, cellular component: presynaptic membrane; plasma membrane; intracellular vesicle. The coding region runs from base 1 to 2043 and encodes 680 amino acids. The record is from RefSeq and is a predicted model, not a curated record. The transcript has 19 exons. Gene Ontology annotation, biological process: endosomal transport; clathrin-dependent synaptic vesicle endocytosis.
AUGGAGGCGGCGGCGGGCGGGGGCUGCGGCUCCGGGCCGCCGUCGCUGCUGCUGAGCGAGAGCGAGCAGCAGUGCUACUCUGAGCUCUUCGCGCGCUGCGCCGGCGCCGCGUGCGGGGGCCCCGGGCCCGGGCCCCCCGAGGCCGUCAGGGUCGCCCCCGGCGCGGCCACCGCGGCUGCCGGGCCCGUGGCCGACCUGUUCCGGGCGUCGCAGCUGCCCGCCGAGACGCUGCUCCAGAUCACCGAACUAUGUGGUGCAAAGCGGGUUGGUUAUUUCGGUCCAACACAGUUUUAUGUUGCCCUGAAAUUAAUUGCUGCAGCACAGUCUGGCCUCCCUGUGCGGAUAGAGAGUAUUACAUGUGAAUUGCCUCUGCCUCGCUUUAUGAUGUCAAAGAACGAUGGUGAGAUACGAUUUGGGAACCCGGCUGAGCUGCAUGGAACUAAGGUUCAAAUUCCAUAUUUAACCACGGAAAAAAAUUCCUUCAAAAGAAUGGACGAUGAGGAUAAACAGCAGGAAACACAGUCUCCCACGAUGUCACCCCUCGCCUCCCCUCCUUCUUCCCCGCCUCAUUACCAGAGGGUGCCCUUGAGCCAUGGCUACAGCAAACUGCGGAGCGGCACAGAACAGAUGCAUCCAGCUCCUUAUGAAGCGAGACAGCCCCUUGUCCAACCAGAGGGACCCUCAUCAGGGGGCCCAGGAGCCAAGCCCCUUCGGCAUCAGGCUUCCCUUAUCCGGUCCUUUUCAGUGGAGAGAGAACUGCAGGAUAAUAACAGUAAUUACCUGGACGAGCCCUGGAGGAUAACAGAAGAACAGCGCGAGUACUAUGUCAAUCAGUUCCGUUCCCUUCAGCCGGACCCCAGUUCCUUCAUUUCAGGUUCUGUAGCCAAGAACUUCUUCACGAAAUCAAAGCUUUCCAUUCCAGAACUCUCCUAUAUAUGGGAACUUAGUGAUGCUGACUGCGAUGGAGCCCUGACCCUGCCUGAGUUCUGUGCUGCAUUUCAUCUCAUUGUGGCCCGGAAGAACGGCUACCCGCUACCUGAGGGUCUGCCUCCAACUCUGCAGCCAGAGUACCUGCAAGCAGCUUUUCCUAAGCCCAAGUGGGAGUGUGCAUUAUUUGAUUCUUAUUCUGGGUCAAUGCCGGCAAACCAACAACCCCGUGACUUGAAUCGGAUGGAGAAGACAUCUGUUAAAGACAUGGCUGACUUUCCUGUCCCUACCCAAGAUGUGACUGGUGAUGACAAACAAGCUUUGAAAAGUACUGUCAAUGAAGUCUUACCAAAGGAUGUGUCCGAGGACCCAGCAACUCCUAAGGAUUCCAACAGUCUCAAAGCAAGACCAAGAUCCAGAUCUUACUCUAGCACCUCCAUAGAAGAGGCCAUGAAAAGGGGCGAGGACCCUCCCACCCCGCCACCGCGGCCACAGAAAACCCAUUCCAGAGCCUCCUCCUUGGAUCUGAAUAAAGUCUUCCAGCCCAGUGUGCCAGCUACUAAGUCAGGAUUAUUACCCCCACCACCUGCGCUCCCUCCGAGACCUUGUCCAUCACAGAUUUCCUAUCACAGUGUAAACAGUGAGCUCAGCACUCAGCCCAAGCUUCCAGCUCAGCUGCCUAACUAUGGAGAUUUCAGACUACAGGAACAGUCUGAACAAGCUUCUGAGGCUGAGUUACUCCCACAGCUGAACAGAGCCCCUUCCCAGGCUGCAGAAAGUAGUCCAGCGAAGAAGGACAUACCAUAUUCUCAGCCCCCAUCAAAGCCCAUUCGUAGGAAAUUCAGACCUGAAAAUCAAGCUACAGAAAACCAAGAGCCUUCUACCACUGUAGGUGGGCCAGCUUCAGUAGCUACUGUGAAACCCCAUCCGACAGUCCAAAAGCAGUCUUCCAAACAAAAGAAGGCCAUUCAAACUGCUAUCCGCAAAAAUAAAGAGGCAAAUGCAGUGCUGGCCCGGCUGAACAGUGAACUCCAACAGCAGCUCAAGGAGGUUCAUCAAGAACGGAUUGCAUUGGAAAACCAAUUGGAACAACUUCGUCCAGUCACUGUAUUGUGACCCUCAAGGUCAAGUGACAGUGGGUGACCUUGUCUGCCAAGAUCUUUCUUUAGAAUGUUUGAGCCCAACUGCUUAUUGUAGAUGUCCGACUGUGUCAAAAUCUGUGAGCAGCAGAGUAUAAUCCAUAUGACCUUUUCUCUUACCCUUCACUUGUACAUUUUACUCUGGUGGAAAAAAUACUUCAGUUGAUUAUCACACUUGAAAUCGUAACUAUCAGUGGAAUUUAUCUCCCAUUCUUAAGUACUUCCUCAAGGUGUUAGAUGCUGUUCCGUACCAAAAAUCAAUCUUCUAGCAAAUAAAAAUAAUUUAGAGCAUUAUUUAUUUGAAGAAUUUAUGAUUUGUACAAAACCUUAUAACCAAGUACCUUCAGGAUGCUUGUUUUAUUUUUGUAUGUAUAUCACAUAUAGUAGGUUGGUUUCCUGAAUAAUUGGGAUUCCAACUGCAUAGUCUUUGGCAUGAUGAUAAUAAAAACAAAAGCUAAAAUAAAACAAAAGCAUCAGAUUUAGACUGGCGCUGUGCCCUCUACCACUAUAUGCCAAAAAUUGCUUCUCUAGUGCCAUUUUGAUAUUAUACCUAGUUAUAAAUAAUACAUGACUAUUGUUUUCUAUUGAAUGUCAAAGACUUAUUGGGUCUUUACACCUCUGUGAAGUGGAGGUUUUGGCAAUGAGCUAUUUAACUUGGCCAAAGUAGGCCAUCAACCCAGAUAACUCAGUCCUUUCAUGUAAGUUUUUGGGUAAGAACAAUCUGCUCUAACUGCCUCUCCUGAUCAAAUUAAAUAAAUAG